Molecule: messenger RNA, 1251 nt
Organism: Ruditapes philippinarum (Manila clam)
Lineage: Eukaryota; Metazoa; Mollusca; Bivalvia; Venerida; Veneridae
Product: guanylate-binding protein 1-like
Exons: 7
Coding region: 99-797 (232 amino acids)
Molecular function (GO): GTPase activity; GTP binding
Source: RefSeq, a predicted model, not a curated record
CACCCCUUCUCUAUCAAACAUUCACUUGAUAGCAUUUAGCGUGCACAUUUUAAUAUCAGGGACACAUCUUAUUAAAGUGAAGCAAAAUUUAUAGGAGAAUGUCUGUUAGAGAGAGAAAGGCAAUGUUUGAAAAGAGCGAUGCUGAGGAAAAGGUUAAAUUACGUGAUCCUGGUUUGUCGUCUGAUUGUGAAGAGAGUCUUAAAUUAGCAAGGAAUUCCAAAGGGUCGUUAAAUCCAGAAUUGUUGACAAAAAGGGAUUGGAGAAAAAAGGAGAUGCAACAAGGAGAGGCUAUAGAUAUAAGGUCAAAAUAUGGAAACUUGAAAGUUUUUCAAGGUCCUCUUUGUUUUAUCCGGAAUGACAAGACCGGUGGAUUAUCAAUCUGUUCGGACGUUAUGGAAGAAAUUGCGACCAUCGAGGACACUGUUAAUAUCAUUACGAUAGCAGGGCCAUACAGGACUGGGAAAUCCUACCUAAUGAAUAGAUUGGCUGGCGUCAAACGGGGAUUUCCUCUUGGAAAUACAACAGCCGCAACGACAAAAGGGUUGUGGGUGUGGUGUUUGGAACAUCCAGAACGAAAAGAUGAGGUUCUGAUGCUUAUUGACACCGAAGGAAUUGGCGAUGUUAAGAAGGGCGAUGAAGGUAAUGACAACGCUAUCCUAUGUCUAGCUACACUUCUAAGUGGAACAUUUGCGUAUAACUGCAUUGGAGUUAUUGAUCACAAUCUUUUGAAGACACUCUCGUAUCCUUUGUAUCAUUUUACCUGUAUAUUUACCAAUAAUAUUUACCGACGAACAUAAUAUCUUUAAGGUAAACGCACACGUUCUUUUAUUCCUUUUACAUUGUUAUUUGAAUUAUCCGUGUAUCACUUAUCACGGCAGCUUUCAUAUAAACAAAUUUACAUGAUAUAUAAUAUGUUUAAUUGACAUUAAUUUAAAACUUUUGCUUUUUUUGCAAUUAGAUAGUUGUUAAAAGAAUUGAGUUUAAUGAAAAAUCACUAUUAAGCAUACACUGUAGUAUCAUGGAAGAGCACAGUUUUGUUUAAAAUCAACAAUAAAAUCAACAACAACAAAAAAUAAAAUAAAUAAAAAAAAACGAACUUGCUUUUAAAGAUAACUUGUUCUUGGAGUAUGACAACAAGAUGACAAACGAGGGUUAUCCGUAAAAUUCCUACAAAGAUUAUUAUUAAAAACAGAAUGCACCAUUCUUAUAUUUGAGAAAAUGUACAUAUUAACUAUCGAAGUAUCAAACCAA